AUGGAUAAAACAUGGAUGAAGGUUGAUAGGAGAUCACUACAAUUCGACUUAGGAUUUAACCAGUUUCUUAAGGUUGCAUUGGAUAAUGCUAGGAACCCCAAUAAUAUACCUUGUCCUUGCUUAAAGUGCUGUAACAACCGAUUUGGUAAUAUACAGUUCAUUAAGGAUCAUGUCUAUUUCAAUGGUAUAAUGCAAAACUAUGCUAGUUGGAAAUGGCGUGGAGAAUGUUCUUAUGCUGCCAGACAUUGUUUGAGUGAGGGUUCUGAAACAGUAGAGCAGAUUCCUGAUUUAGGAGGAAAUGAAGAUGUAGGUGUGCUCAGUGAUGAAGAUCACGAGAUUUCUCCAGACUCGAAUGAGUUUAUGCAGUUCGUAGAGGAUGGAGAUAAGCCUCUAUAUCCUGGUUGUACCAAGUCAACCAAGAUGAAUGGUUUGGUACAAACAUUCAAUCUGAAAGCAAAACACGGAUUGUCCGAUUCUUGCUAUACAUACAUUUUAAUAUUGUUCCAUACCCUGCUUCCUGAUGGGAAUGAAGUACCAGGGUCUGUCAAUUUGGCUAAGAAAACUCUUUCCGCAUUAGGGAUGAAGUACGAGAAGAUUGAUGCUUGUCCAAAUGACUGCAUCUUGUAUAGAGACCUGAAUGUUGAUGCUAAAAAAUGUCCAUCUUGUAAUGCAUCAAGGUGGAAACUAGCGAAGGACGGAUCUGAGAAAGUAGGGGUGCUGACGAAGACAUUGUGGUACUUUCCACUCAUCCCAAGGUUUAGAAGGAUGUUCCAAUCGACAGUUUCUGCUAAGGAACUUACCUGGCAUGCCAGGGGUAGAAAGAAAGAUGGAAUGAUGAGACAUUCGGCAGAUUCUCCAACUUGGAAAAUGGUAGACACAAAUUGGCCAGAUUUUGGUAUAGAACCUAAGAACCUUAGACUAGCAUUGUCCUUAGAUAGGUUUAACCCAUAUGGUGCAGUAAGCACCUAUGGGAACUUAUCAGGGUGCGUUGUGAAAGGAUACAAUGCGUGUCCAAUCUGUGUUGAUCAGACCAAACCUUAUCGGUUGAAACACUCGAAGAAAUUGGUAUUUCUGAGGAAUCGAAGACAACUGCCACGACAUCAUCCUUACCGAAAGCAAGCUUCUGCUUUCGAUAACACUGUAGAAAAAGAUGACGCUUCUACACCAUUAACAGGAGAGGAGACAUUUGCAAGAGUUCAAGGGAUGCCUAAAGCAAGUGUAAGACAAAAUCUUGAUGUCAUGCACAUUGAGAAGAACUGUUGUGAUGCUAUUCUUGGCACGUUGUUGAACAUUCCGGGGAAGACUAAGGAUGGGGUUGCUGCUAGAUUGGAUAUGGUUGAUAUGGGGAUACACACUAAUUUGAAGCCUACAGCUGGUGUAAAAAGAGACAAGUUGCCUUUGGCUAGUUGGAACUUGUUUGUAGAUGAGAGAAAGAUCUUUUGGAAAAACCUGUUUGGUAUGCGAUUAUUCACUUCUGUCUAUUCUUCAAAGCGAUUUGCAGUGAAAUGGAUGUAUCCCUUUGAGAGGUACAUGAAAGUGUUUAAAGGAAUGGUGCACAAUCGAACAUUUCCUGAGGGUUGCAUCGCAGAGUGUUACAUUGUUGAAGAAGCAGUUGAAUUUUUGGAGGAACAUAUGCUUCUUGAAGAUGCUACCACUGUUGCAAAUGAAAUUAGAAUUGCCGAUAAUGAAGUUCCUGAAACCAUUAGGUGGCUGGCUGGUGGACCAAAUAAGGAGGUUCCUACUUUCCGUGGUUACCACGUGAAUGGGGUUGAUUUUAACACUAUGGAGCGGGACAGUAAGAGAUCAGUUCAAAACAGUGGCGUCUUUUUGGUUGUCGAUGCAAUGCAAGUUGGUAGUGCAAAGGAUAAAAGGCCUACAACUGUGGACAUGGACUUUUACGGCCGAAUCCAACAGAUUUGGGAGGUGGACUACUAUAAGUUUAGGAUAAAAGAUGAGACCGUCUACUUCAGCAACUGA
Molecule: messenger RNA, 1977 nt
Organism: Fragaria vesca subsp. vesca
Lineage: Eukaryota; Viridiplantae; Streptophyta; Magnoliopsida; Rosales; Rosaceae
Exons: 7
Coding region: 1-1977 (658 amino acids)
Source: RefSeq, a predicted model, not a curated record